UUUUCUCGCACGUGUACCGUGAUGUGUGUUUCAGUUCAGUCUACACUAGGUGGUAGUAAACAAGAAUAUCCGCUCUUGUAAAAGUAACAGAAGAAGGAGGAGGAGAAGGAGGAGAAGAAGCACCAUCAGGUGCUUGAGAGUCCUCACUUUACCGCAGGGUUACGGAACUGUGUGGUGAUAUUUAACGCUGGAGGAGAGUAGCAUUUAAAAGUCGGGGAUUGUUCAGGUGCUCGUCUUAGUGAUUUUAUAAUAAAGUGCCGAAACCUUGGGGGAAAAAAGAUGUCUGAUGCCAAAAAAACAGCAACAAGUUCUCAGGAUGGAGACGGUAAAGCCGGCAGGGUCAUCCGCAUCGGGACGAGGAAAAGCCAGCUCGCUCGGAUUCAGACAGACAGCGUGGCAGAGAAGCUUACAGACGUGUAUCCUGACGUUCACUUUGAAAUCGUGGCCAUGUCGACGAUAGGAGACAAAAUACUCGACACGGCCCUAUCGAAGAUAGGUGAAAAGAGUCUCUUCACAAAGGAGUUAGAGAACGCUUUGGAAAAGAAAGAGGUUGACCUGGUCGUCCACUCUUUGAAAGACUUGCCCACGAGUCUUCCUGUGGGGUUUACUAUAGGAGCCGUCCUCAAGCGAGAAAACCCCUCUGAUGCUGUAGUUCUGCAUCCCAAAAAUGCCGGAAAAUGUCUUGAAUCACUACCAAACAAAAGUAUCAUAGGCACCAGUUCCCUUCGCCGGGCAGCGCAGCUGAAGAAGCGGUUUCCUCACCUGGAGUUUAAGGAUAUUAGAGGUAAUCUCAACACUCGCCUGAAGAAGCUGGACGAGAACAAUGACUUUGCUGCUAUUAUUCUGGCUGCAGCUGGACUGAAGAGGAUGGGCUGGGAAAGAAGAAUCAGCCAGAUCCUCGGUCCUGAUGAUUGCAUGUAUGCAGUUGGACAGGGAGCUCUGGCUGUGGAGGUGAGGGCUUGUGAUGUGGACAUCUUGGAGAUGGUGUCAGUGCUGCAUGAUCGGGACACGGUCCUGCGCUGUAUCGCUGAGAGAGCUUUCCUCAAGCGCCUGGAAGGAGGAUGCAGUGUUCCUGUUGCUGUUCACACAGAAAUUAAAGAUUCUCAGUUGUAUCUGACGGGAGCGGUGUACAGUUUAGAUGGCUCGGACAGCCUGAAGGACACCAUGCAGACCAGCAUCGAGUCUGAGGAUCAGGAGCAGGAGAAGGUUGAUGAGAGAGUGCAGCGUGUGGGAGUCACGGCACUGAAGGUCUCAGGAGCGGCUCAGGACGCAGCCGAGAAGCUCGGUGUCGACCUCGCCAAUCUGCUGCUGAGCAAAGGAGCCAAAGAGAUUCUGACUGUGGCCAGACAGCUUAAUGACGCCCGCUAGAUCGGUCUAUUCCAUCAUCCAAGCGUGAAUGCCGUGUCAAACACAAACAUUCUUUAUUAUAUCUAUACACUGGCAUGCUGUUAGAGGAAAAUAAUCAACAACAUUGGUUGUGUGAAGCAGAGUUACCGCUAGCUCGCUGAAGUUCUAAUUAUCGACAUCGUUUUUUAUUCCUAUUAUACAACAGCAAUUUGACAACACUGAGAAAUGUUAUAUUUAUAUUUUAUAUAUAUAUAUAUAUAUAUAUGUGUAUAUAUAUGUAUAUAUAUAUAAAAUAACGCUGCAUACUUUUCAUCCAUUUAUAGUUAUAUUGAUUAUUAAGGAACGCCACACUUACGGUAAAGCUGUUAAAUACAGAUGUUUCCUCACCCAUCCUUUCAGCGUUCCUCUCUCUUGAAACAGCAAAAAAAGCCAUUUCUGAAGUUGCCAAGAGACCACAAUGUCCUGUGUCGUAAUUCUUCAGUUUACAGCUUUACACUUUUACAGACUGUUAUGAAGAGCUCUGACACUGGAGACUCCUUCCGUGAAUUUAAACUGAACAUCUUGACAUCUUUUAGAUUAGUUUAUGUGGAGCGUCUGCCAUACAAGGGAUUUUUUUUAGCCUAUUAGAAUGAGGGCAUUCAUAUAAAUUAUGUGAUUUAGAUGACUGGACUACUGUCAGAGCUGCUAUAAUCCAAAACUUAAUCACCACCAUAAUCUACCUACUUGACGUUUUAUAUAUCUGAAAAAUGUUAAAAAACAUAACCACAUAUUCGUUCAAUGAGAAGACUUUCAAGUAAAGCUGCUUUGUUUAAGUGAUAAUCAAUUACGAGCUGAACAUCAUGUCUCUGCGUACCUGAUGAUAACUUCAUGUAGAUUGAACAUUGGCUUAUUUUUUACAUAAUGCUAUUAGAAGUUGAAAUCUGGGUUCUAAAACAUUUCCUGCUAUGGUGUGUAAAGUCUUUCCUAGAAGCAGCUGUGUAAAUGAAACUGAAAUCACUAGGGAACUUUUUUUUUCUCCCUUAGUAUUUUUGCUUUCACAUAUGAAACUCUGGGGAGAUGUUAGUUCCUUUUUAUGAAUGUAUUAUUACCGCUUAAUGCUCAUGUGAUCAUACCUUCUCAUAUUCUCAACCAAAUAUUACAAUACUAUAAUAUUUUAAUGAUCUAUGUGAUCGCUUGCUAUUGUUUCAUUAUUGUAUGAUUUUUAAUUGUUUUAUUUGGCAAUGUUGUUUUGGCUUAUUGUGUUUAUUGCUCCAUUUAUCUUCCAGAGCAGUAUUUCUUACCCCACAAUAAAAGCAUUCUGGUGUUUAAUAAAAGUCUGAUAAGGAACAACAUUAUAUAGUUAUAUAGAAUAACAUGAUAUUUGAGUGUGCUUAGUGGUUAGUACUGUUGCCUCACAGCAAGAAGGUCCUGGCUUCGAAUCCUGGGAUCGAACAGACAGGGGCCUUUCUGUGUGGAGUUUGCAUGUUCUAACCAUGCUCCAGGUACUCCAGUACUCCAAAAACAUGUACAUUAGGUUGAUUGGUAAUUCUAAAUUGCCCAUAGGAGUGAGUAUGUGUGUGUGUGUGUGUGGUUGUCUGUCUAUAUGUGUGGCCCUGUGAUGGACUGGUGACCUGUCCAGGGUGUACCCCUGCCUUUCACCCAAUGUGUGCUGGGAUAGGCUCCAGCAGAUCCCCGUGACCCUAAUUAGGAAUAAAGCGGGUAUAGAAAAUGGAUGGAUGGAUAUUUGAGUUUCACAUUAAUACCUUGUUUCUGACAAUAUGAUUGUAAUGUAUAAUCUUAUGAUUACUAUUAUGAUUAGUUUGAGAACUAUCUUUGUACAGAACACACACACUAAAACACUAUGUCUUUCGUAUACAAGUCUGAAAAUGUACACACUAUAUUAAAGAAUCCUACAGUU
Molecule: messenger RNA, 3244 nt
Organism: Hemibagrus wyckioides
Lineage: Eukaryota; Metazoa; Chordata; Actinopteri; Siluriformes; Bagridae
Product: porphobilinogen deaminase-like
Exons: 14
Coding region: 280-1368 (362 amino acids)
Biological process (GO): heme biosynthetic process
Cellular component (GO): cytoplasm
Molecular function (GO): hydroxymethylbilane synthase activity
Source: RefSeq, a predicted model, not a curated record